AUGAAGAUACAUUCUCUUCUACCACUGGUAGUUUUUGCCGUUGAUGUUGGAGCUGGAAAGAUUUCGGAGCAAGAGAAUGAAGAAACUCAAAUGAUUUGUGGGAAAAGAGCCGAUGGCUACAGUAGAAAAGUGAUCAACGGAGAGUAUGUGAAGAAAGGUGAACAUCCAUGGGCGGUUUCUGUCUACACGAGAUUCCGCAAUGAGAAGAACAAGCGAUUCGUUCUUUUCGGACCCGGAACCAUGAUUUCGUCCCGUCACAUCAUCGUUUUCAAGACCUUCAAUACAACGGAAAAUCUGAAUACAACGGAAAAUCUGAGGAGGGGGAAGUUGCCGGUAGGCAUGUCCGCCAACUCAUCAACCCUUUCUUACGAGCAAAAACGAACGACGAGGAACGAAAUGGAGGACGUUGAGAUGGCACAGCCGGCUGAGAAGGAUGGAGAGGCGGAGCGGCAAGCAGGAGGAAGCAGCAACGACGGAUCGCUAGAAAAAAUGAAAAGAAUCAAAGGCUUCAAAAAGUUCGUCGAGAAGUCUGAAGAAAUGGUGGAGAGUGUGAAGAAGGCGUUGGGAGAUACCGCGCUGACGUCGAGGAAACAAGACAUGAUACUGGCGCCGGUGGUGAAGUAUUGCGUAGAGCUGAGGGAGCGCUGUGAAGAAGUGCGCUGUGACGGAUGGCAAAAGAAUGUGCUGAAGCUGAUGAAGGAAAGAGGGGUUGAGACGGUUGAAGAGCUGCGGGAAGAGUGUGAAAAGGCGGAAGAAAAUAAUGAAGAGGAAGGAAAAAUAGAAUUGGAAAAUGAAAACGAGACGUUGAAAAGCACAAACAAAUGUUUACAGAGACUUCUGGAGGACAAGAAUCUCGAGCUGACCGAGGAGUUGGAUCGGAGCGCAGCCGAGGUGGAAACAAUGAGAAAGAAGGUCGAAGAGGCCGAGAAGCUCGUGGAGAAGUUGAAGAAGGCAAUGGUUAAGGAGAAGGCCGUGUCGGGAGGACUAAAGGGCAGCAUCGGGCACCUGGAAAGUGAGAGAAAAGAGAGGAGGGAGAAAAGAAACCAAAGAGAUUUGCAGAAAAGCUCGCCAAAGCUCAAGGAGACAGGAAGGCGGCGGAUGGAAGACUUGGAGAGUUCGAGCGGUGGAUCGAGCUAUUCAGGUGAGGAGUAUGAGGUGGAAAGGGGGAAAAGCAGAGAUGAGUCGUGGGAAAGCGCGUCGAGGGUCUCGAGAAGGAGUAUGGUAGAAGAUGUGGUGAAAAGUAUGGGAGAGAUGAUGAGAUCGUCGGAGCAAUACGAAGUGUGCAAAGAUAUAGUUUUGCAGCACGAGAACGAAGAGUUCCGGAUGAAUCAGCAGAAGGGAUUCUUCGGAGGAGACAAAGGAAAAGGAAGAGAUUUUAAGAAAGAGAAGACAGAGAUGGGAGAGAAAUCGGGCGGUACAGAAGACAAAGGGGUGACAGGGGGGAGACGCGAUAUGGGCGAACGUCGACCGGGAGAUAUAAAGAAGUGUUUCAACUGUGGUGGUGUUGGACACAUAGCGAGACAGUGUACUUCCAAGGGGCUCAAUGAGGUUGAAGCCAAGGAAAAGGAAGAGGACUGUAGUGUGGGAAAAGAGAUGGGAGCCUUGGUGGAGCGAAAAUCGCCUGGAAGACCGCGUAUCACGUCGAAGAACAUGGAUCGGAACAUCGUCCGAGCUUCAAGAGAGGAUCCCCAGAGGAGUUCUACGGACAUUCAGAUGGUCGUGAAGACUCCAAAUGAAGUCACACCAUCCCUGAGAACCGUCAGAAGACGUCUUCAAGAUGCUGGACUCCAUGGACGACGGCCAGCUAAGAAACCAUCGAUCAGCAAGAAGAACAGAAUCGCCCGCGUAGCAUGGGCCAGAGCUCAUCUCCACUGGGGACGUCAGGAUUGGGCUAAUCACGUGUUCAGCGACGAAUCCAAGUUCAAUCUGUUCGGUCCUGACGGUAUCAAGUGGAUUCGCCGUCCGGUUGGAUGUCGGUUCGAUCCCAGCUACCAGCUCCAAACCGUCAAGCAUGGAGGUGGAUCGGUGAUGGUCUGGGGCUGCUUCUCUGGGACUUCAAUCGGCCCGCUGAGAAGAAUUACGGGCAUCAUGGAUCGCUUUGUGUAUGAAGACAUCUUGGAGAACACAAUGAGACCCUGGGCACGGUCUACUGUGGGCCGGGCGUUCGUUUUCCAACAGGAUAACGACCCGAAGCACACCUCGAAGCACAUCAAGGAGUGGUUCCGACGCCGCCACGUGGAUCUUCUGUACUGGCCAAGUCAAUCUCCGGACUUGAAUCCGAUCGAACACCUCUGGGAGCAUGUCGAGAGACAGCUUAGAGGGAUCCGUGCCUCGAAUGCCAACCAGAAGUUCGACCAACUCCAAGAUGUCUGGCAGGCCAUCCCGAUGUCUGUCAUCGACACUUUUCUCGACUCGAUGCCAAGAAGAUGUCAGGCGGUAAUCGACGCCAAAGGCUUCCCAACGAAGUACUAA
Molecule: messenger RNA, 2472 nt
Organism: Caenorhabditis briggsae
Lineage: Eukaryota; Metazoa; Nematoda; Chromadorea; Rhabditida; Rhabditidae
Exons: 6
Coding region: 1-2472 (823 amino acids)
Biological process (GO): DNA transposition; DNA integration
Molecular function (GO): zinc ion binding; DNA binding
Source: RefSeq, a predicted model, not a curated record